Plasmodium knowlesi strain H is the source of this 1338-nucleotide messenger RNA. RefSeq names its product dolichyl-diphosphooligosaccharide--protein glycosyltransferase subunit OST3/OST6, putative. Gene Ontology annotation, cellular component: oligosaccharyltransferase complex. NCBI's taxonomy places the organism in Eukaryota, Apicomplexa, Aconoidasida, Haemosporida, Plasmodiidae. The transcript has a single exon. Bases 1 to 1338 code for a protein of 445 amino acids. The record is from RefSeq and is a predicted model, not a curated record.
AUGGUGAAGAGCCAUUUAGAAUAUGGCCCACUGGGGCCUGUACCAUAUUCGCAGAUUCUAUUAUCACGACUUGUACUGGUUCGAAGUUGUUUGUCGCGCUUUCUGUUGGCCCUACUUUUUUGGGUCCUUCUAGUGGAGACACGUUGGUGCCUGCACGAGGAGACCAAGGUAGCCAAGCUGAAAAAACUCAUAAGUAAAAAAAUAAAACUAGAUAUGAAUGACAAGUACCGGAGUGAGGGGAAAUAUAGUAACCAAUACAUUUCCUUUAUAUACAUUCAUGAGCUCACGGCAACUGACUAUGUGGAAUACGUGUUAAAUAAAUCAGAUGACUACGACUGUGUGUUGUUUGUGAUGGACAUGGACAAUUCCAAUGGAGCAUCUGUCUUUGACAGAAAAACCCUGAUACUUUUGGAUCUCUUUAACCGUGUGGCGGGCACCUUUAUUCUAGGAAAUUUUUCUCUUUACAGCGAAGGGGGGAUGAGCAUGUCGAAGCUGAGAAAUCCGAUCGGUGCAAGUGGAGUGGAUAGGAGGAACACUCCUUCUUCAACGCCCAUUUUUUUCUUUUAUAUUAAUGUAAACAAGCCGAAUAUCCUCCCCCUUAAGUACGUCCAUGGAAUCAAGGAGGUGCCGGAAUUUUUUUAUGUAGGCAAGGACACCUUCCUCCACCUGGACUACUAUUCCAAGGUGAGACCCAAUUACAUGUUAGAAGAUUACUUAAAGAUGAAGGGGGUAAGCGAGAAGGACAAAGGAGAGAUGAAUAACAAAAUGCUUGAGAAGUAUUUCUUAGAUUUUAUUCAGAAGCAUAACAGGGGUGGCGGUGCUAGUGGUUCUCCCACACCUUUGGAAGAUAAUUACCCAGAAAAAAAAAUACAGAAAUACUUCAUCACCAUCGGGUUGGUUGUGUUGUUCUCCCUUUUGUAUGUCAUUUUACAACUAGUCCAGAGAUACCCCUCCCUCAUGUUUGUCUGUUCAUACGCAUUAUUCCUAUCCUCGUUGAGUGGGAUAUUCCACUGUCUCAUUAACAAAGUUGAACUGUACAACACAGCGAAGAACCUAGAUUCCAUACUGCACAAAUAUAUUUACCGUUCCACCAGUGCUCAGUAUGUGUAUGAAGGGGUGGCCUUUUCCUUUUUUAUUUUUUUGAUUACCUUUGCCUUGUUCCUUCUGUGUAGAUACUCCACCAACAGGUAUAUGCCAAGGAGGGCGAGGAACAUGUGGCUCGCAAUGUUCGUUCUCCUUACAUAUGCCUCCCUCGACGUCAUCCAUGAGAUGAACCUCUUUAAGGUGUACUACUCUACAUACUUCUUCUUCCCGCCGAUUAAGUUUUUUCGAAAGUGA